AAGAGUCAAAGACUCGUUGCAAAUCAUCCUCAGCUAUUCAAGACCUAUCAUACGGUAGUACAGAAACCAUUCUCUCAAAAAACGAUCAAGAUGAAAAUUUAUGUGAUAUGAAAACCGUUCCCUCGGGGAACGAUCGAGAUGGAAAUUUAUCAUGUG
Molecule: messenger RNA, 156 nt
Organism: Ambispora leptoticha
Lineage: Eukaryota; Fungi; Glomeromycota; Glomeromycetes; Archaeosporales; Ambisporaceae
Source: the annotation of a GenBank genome assembly